AGGAGGGGCUGGGCUGCGGCGGCUCCGCUCACUGUCUCGGGGCAGGUUCACGGGGUGCUCCCAUUCCAGAGAGGAGGGGAGGCAGUGCAGUGCAGUGCUCUAUUGGCGCCUGCGCAGGGCGAUGGCGGCACCGUGGCUGGGCUGGGAGGCGCCGGGCCGGGCGCUGCGGGGCCUGGCCUGGCUGGGGCAGGAGUUCGCGGCCGACUGGGCGGCUCAGGACCUGCGGGCCGCGGUCUUCCAGCUGCUGCUGCUCUGGCUGGGCCUCAGCUUGCUGGGCAUCCACCUAGCCUGGCGGCUCCACGGAAGUCGCGUCAGCCGCCUCUGCUGCCGUCCAGGCAGAGGCGGCCAGAACGGAGGAACCCCCGCUGGUGCCUCAUAUUUCCCCACGUGGGACAGCUCAAGCAAUGAGGCUGUGAAGACGCACCGAGAGUGAGGCGUGGACGGAUACGCCGGUGGGCAGGGGUAUACCUGGGACAGCUCCACCCAUGGGCCCCAGCGCUGCCAGCCAAAGAAACUGGCUUUGCACUUUCGCUGCGUUGGAGACCGCAGCCAUGUCACCUGUGGGCUAGCCCCUGGCCAGCAGGGAGCUGUACAGCCAGCUGGCCUGUGCCCAUCCCAGCUGGCCUGUGCCCAUCCCAGCUGGCCUCUGCACAGCCGCUCAGGCAGGGCAAGCUCCUAUCUCACCCCUGCAGUCACUUCUGGGGGCAUCUGCACUGCCCCAAGCACAUCAGCCCUUCCCCCUGCCUGCCCCAGACAAAACAGGCCCCUGCAGCGGCCACAGGUGUACAUGGGGGGUGGUGUGUAGUCUGUGCCUCAGUAGUCCUUGUGCCCAGCUUAAAUCCUCCCUGAGCACAUGCCCCUGAGCCCUGCUCUGAGCCCCUCCCCCCAACUCUUGUCCACUGCUGCCCCCACCCCGAUGAGCCAAAAGCCUUCCUGUCCCCCAGCCCCUUCCCUGCUGCCAAGCCCCCUCUCUGCCCCCAGGGACUGAGACUCAUGCACCUGUACCACUUUCUGCCCCAGCGGGCAAGGUGGGAGGUCCUACUCCCUGCUGCUAGAACUCCUGUGCUCCCUGUGACCCUGGCCCCUGAGGCAACUGCAGCUGCUCCUCAGAGGGGCAGGAUUCUGCUCCUGGGCACAGGGGAGAUGCAGGGCAGGAUGGCAGCGCUGUCCCACUGGUUACACAGUGUGGGAGCAGAGAGCUGAGCUGCCCCCCACACCUGGGGUUUGGUGGUGUGGGGGGCCUUGGGGCACCACCUGGCUGCUCUUGCCCUGCGCUGUGUCUCAUAGCAGUGUUGGAGUGAUAGCCCACUGGCACCUGGGCAGUAAUGCUGCCAGCUUCCACACAGCACCCCACGUGCCAUCUGCCUGGUCCAGGUGAGGCCUUCCUAGGCCAGUGCCCUCUGCCAAGGUGCCAGCCCUUGGGAUCAGAGCAGGAACAGCAUGCCCAUGGCAAACCCAGCCUAGGGGCCAGGGUGCCCCUCAGGGCAGUAGGAAUAGCUGGACCCAGGUACUUCCAGCCCCACCUGCAGUGAGCGAGGGUAUCUCCAAGCCCAGGAAGGGGCAGGGCUCAGAGGCAGCACCUGGCUAAUGGCCUGGCAGGCACAUGGUGGCACAACUGGGCUUGGAGCCCGUUACCUGUAUCCCAGGCCUUUAGCCCCAGGGCCACCUACUGUCCUUCUGCACUCUGCCAGACCCUGGCUGAAGGCUCCUGUGACCUGCUGGCUGGAUUAAAUCCCUCUGCUGUGA
Trachemys scripta elegans is the source of this 1746-nucleotide messenger RNA. RefSeq names its product T cell leukemia translocation altered (gene TCTA). The record is from RefSeq and is a predicted model, not a curated record. Bases 122 to 433 code for a protein of 103 amino acids. The transcript is spliced from 3 exons. NCBI's taxonomy places the organism in Eukaryota, Metazoa, Chordata, Testudines, Emydidae.